AUGACAUCGACCCCUCCAAGCGCCUGCGCUGGCAGGCGACUGCUAUUAGCGCUCUUCAAGAGUCUUCGGAGUCUCUUCUCUUUGGUGUUUUCGACAGUAAGCUUCACUUGCAAACUCUUAUCGAGUUGA
Colletotrichum truncatum is the source of this 129-nucleotide messenger RNA. RefSeq lists its product as uncharacterized. Lineage: Eukaryota; Fungi; Ascomycota; Sordariomycetes; Glomerellales; Glomerellaceae. The record is from RefSeq and is a predicted model, not a curated record.